Molecule: messenger RNA, 375 nt
Organism: Ilex paraguariensis (yerba mate)
Lineage: Eukaryota; Viridiplantae; Streptophyta; Magnoliopsida; Aquifoliales; Aquifoliaceae
Source: the annotation of a GenBank genome assembly
AUGGGAGCGUCAAAAACCCAAGAACAAUUUGACAUCGCCUUGCUGCUCUUGGAAACAAGAAAACCCUCCAUAUUUCAGUUUCCAUUCCCCAUCAGUGGGGGCUGUGCACCUUCUGAACACCCCAAGAACGAACAAAAAUGGCCUGCAACCCCAGAACUCCAGAAUGGAGAAGAGUAUGCUGGGUUACCAACAAGCAAACAAGCAAGGCACUCAAAUGGGGAGCCUGCUGUGUUAUUGACAAAAAAAUUAAGAACAAUUGACCUCUCCCCUAGUCCUCAUUUGCCCUCUAAAUCUUGCACAUCCAGUGGUGGUUCAGGGAAAAUCUCCUUGGAAUGCCGCCUAGUCGAGGAUGAAUUGCCCCCUUCACCAUUCUGA